Messenger RNA from Panicum virgatum (switchgrass), 1116 nucleotides. Its product is annotated as protein MULTIPLE CHLOROPLAST DIVISION SITE 1-like. Gene Ontology annotation, cellular component: chloroplast inner membrane; chloroplast. Lineage: Eukaryota; Viridiplantae; Streptophyta; Magnoliopsida; Poales; Poaceae. The coding region runs from base 138 to 905 and encodes 255 amino acids. The transcript is spliced from 3 exons. The record is from RefSeq and is a predicted model, not a curated record. Gene Ontology annotation, biological process: chloroplast fission.
UGCCAUUCCAGGGUUUUAAACAAUCGGGGCAACUUAUAAUUCUCUUCAUUCCUGCCUUCUUGGCCUUCUUUAGUUUCAGAGUAAGACCAGUUGCUUUAUCUGCAUUACCAUGACUCAUACUUGAAUUGGUCAGUGCCAUGUUACUGCAAUUCAUGCUCUUACCUUCUCUUUUCAUGCAGAUCCGGAGAAACAUUGGUCCAAAUUUUGUUGCUGGUUUCUGUCUUGGCAUUGCUGUUUUGGCUGCUGUUGCAAGACAGGUCAAAAUAAGAAGUCGAGAGCAUGAUAAUAGAGGUUCUGUCGCUGAUCUAGUAAGGCGCGGACAGUUAAAAUCAGGCCAACGAGGGAAUGCAAAGCUCCGCACAUAUGAUGAUCCUUUCAACAAUUCAUUAGUCAAGAUUGAUGAGGAUAGUUCUACUGCACAAAUGUUUGGCAAGGAGUACCGAUUAGCUCCUGUUAGGCUUACGAAAGAACAACAAGAAAUGCAUCAGAAAAGGAGAUCACACGCAUAUCAGUGGAAAAGGCCAACUGUGUUUCUUAGGGAAGGCGAUUCCUUACCACCAGAUGUUGACCCAGAUACAGUUAGAUGGAUUCCAGCAAACCACCCUUUCGCUGCUGCUUCAAGUGAAGUAGACGAGGAAACUGCCAAACAGAAUGUUUAUCGAAGGGAUGGUGUCCCAUCCCGUGUUAAGGCUGAACAUGAAGCUUUGCAGGCAAGGCUUAAGGCUUCAAAUGAUGUUACUAAACUCCCUUCGGAUUCAAGGAGUAUGCGGCAUAAUGAGAGGUUAUCAGGUAAACCAAAUCUUCAGAGCUCGGAGUUAGAGAACCAAGAUAGACAACUGAUUAUCGAGCCUGGAAAACAUAGCUCCGAUGAAAGUUUACAGUCAAACAGGCAGGAAGGGAAAUAAAAUCUCUGUACUUCAGCUCUUUGGUAAUAUUUGCUUUGUUGCAUAGUGUUGUCAGCUUUUAGCUUUUAGCUGUAGGUAUAGAUGUUUUGGAACUGUGGGAUUGUCAGCUUAAUAGUCAGCGUUUGAGAUGGAGAGUCGCUUAAUGCAUUGUAAAUGGACAUUUCUUCUGUCAGAAGAUUUGAGAUGCAAACUAUGCGGCAUGUUUGUCAUC